AUUCGAUACAAGACCAAUGAACCAGUAUGGGAGGAAAACUUUACUUUCUUUGUACACAAUCCCAAAAGACAAGAACUUGAAGUUGAGGUGAGGGAUGAACAGCACCAGUGUUCUUUGGGGAACUUCAAACUGCCUCUAAGCCAGUUGCUAGAGAGUGAAGAUUUAACUAUGCAUCAGCGGUUCCACCUGAGCAACUCUGGUCCAAACAGCACUAUAAACAUGAAGAUUGCACUCAGGGUCCUUUCUCUUGAAAAGCAAGCAAGAUCCCCAGAUCAUCAACACUCAGCCCAAGUAAAAAGGCCAUCUCUUUCCAAAGAUGCAAGAAAAUCAUCUUUUAAGCCUCAGGUUCCUGUCUCACCACCACCUGAUUCAAACAAACCUAUUCCAGCUUCCCCAGUGACUGACAGUGAUAAAAAGACUGAUACAGCUGAAAAAAAUCAGCCUCCCAAUGCCAGCCCUCAGUGGCCAACAGAUCUCAGCCGAAGUUCCUCCAGUCUUCAUGCCUCUAACUUCUCUUAUUCUCCUAGCCACCUCUCAGUCAAAGAACCCACUCCUAGCAUAGCCUCAGACAUAUCUCUGCCUAUCGCCACGCAGGAGCUACGGCAGAGACUACGACAGCUUGAAAAUGGAACAACUCUAGGGCAGUCUCCAUUAGGACAGAUUCAGCUAACGAUUCGUCAUAGUUCACAAAGAAACAAACUGAUUGUGGUAGUGCCUUCCUGCAGAAAUCUAAUAGCAUUUUCAGAAGAAGGAUCUGAUCCAUAUGUGCGAAUGUAUUUAUUGCCUGAUAAGAGACGAUCGGGAAGAAGAAAAACACAUGUAUCAAAGAAGACAUUAAACCCAGUGUUUGAUCAAAUAUUUGAUUUCAGUGUUUCCUUGCCUGAAGUGCAGAGAAGAACACUAGAUGUAGCAGUGAAGAACAGUGGUGGCUUCUUGUCCAAAGAUAAAGGGCUACUUGGCAAAGUAUUAAUACCUCUGGCAUCUGAAGAACUUGCUAAAGGCUGGACCCAGUGGUAUGAUUUAACAGAAGAUGGUACAAGGCCACAUGGUGCAAGUUAG
Molecule: messenger RNA, 1059 nt
Organism: Cariama cristata (Red-legged seriema)
Lineage: Eukaryota; Metazoa; Chordata; Aves; Cariamiformes; Cariamidae
Product: extended synaptotagmin-2-like
Exons: 8
Biological process (GO): lipid transport
Source: RefSeq, a predicted model, not a curated record